AUCUGUACGCCCAUUUUCCAACAUCGAUCUCUUGCCACCCCUAUAGUCUAGUCUAUAUAUAUAAAAUCUAAGAUAACAAACUCUUUAUUCUCUCUAAAGUUUAAAGGUAAAGUUUUCCAUUAAUACCAGAAAUAUGCAAGCUCCGAGUCCACUAGUGUCCCAAUCUCCGAGUUUAACUCGUACUAAUCUCUCAGAAAUUGCUGCUAGAGUUGUCGAAGAAUUUACCACUGAAAAUGAUAGAGACUCCGAAUUUUCCUUCAAUGAAAACAAUAAGCAUGAGAACGAAGAAAAUCAAUUAGAAAAUGGAGAUGGUGAUUUUGAGUUUGCGUUUGUAACUGAAGGAUUCGAUCAAUUUUCACCUAUCUCUGCUGAUGAAAUCUUCUACAACGGUCAGAUUCGUCCGAUUUUCGAACUCAAAUGCGGUUGUAAAUCGGAGAAGCUUUCGAUUCCGACGAAGUCCAAGUCAAUUCGAGUUUCGUUAAGGAAGCUUUUCAUCGAAGAUCGUGAUGAAAUUGCAUCGGAAGACGACGAUGACUUAGAAGGAAUUGCUCCGGGAACAUACUGCGUGUGGAGGCCGAAAGCAGCGGAGUCUCCAUCUGAGCUCCGUAAGAAGAGCAACUCGACUGGCUCGGUGCCAUCUAAGCGGUGGAAUAAGUUACGUGAGUUUCUUCAUCGGAGUAACAGUGAAGGUAAAGAGAGUUUCGUGUUUUUAACGAAAAAGAGAGAAGAAAAAACAGGUAAGAAGACGAGGAUUGUUGACCCUGUUAAAGUCACCGGAAAAGUUGCCGGCGGAGUUGAAGGUAACGGGAAAGAUAAACGGAAGUCAUACUUGCCGUACAGGCAAGAUUUGGUGAGCUUUUUUGGUAAUGUGAAUGGGUUAAGUCGGAAUUUACAGCAUAUUUGAGGCUAAUUACUGUCAACUUAAUCUCCAUUAAGUAUGAUUAGUAUAGUUAAGCUAUGUAAAUAUCUGUAUAAAGUUGUCCUCUCUUUUAAUCUUUGUAUAUUAUAUAUAAGGAUUAUAAUAAGAUUAGAUUAUCAUCC
Capsicum annuum is the source of this 1041-nucleotide messenger RNA. RefSeq lists its product as uncharacterized. NCBI's taxonomy places the organism in Eukaryota, Viridiplantae, Streptophyta, Magnoliopsida, Solanales, Solanaceae. The transcript has a single exon. Bases 134 to 904 code for a protein of 256 amino acids. The record is from RefSeq and is a predicted model, not a curated record.